AUGAUUAAAGCUGAAGAAAACAGCGUCAAGCCUGACGACUCCACUCCCACAACGGCUGCUUCAGCUGCUGAGGCAACAAACACAACCACCACAGCCACCACUGCUGCUGAAACAGCUGCAGCUGCGACCACCACCACUGCUGCUGCUGCAGCACCAGCAGCCUCGGAAGGGGAAUCUGCUGCAGCCUCUUCUGGGGCAGAAAACGAGAAUUCUGGCACGGCAACGGCUGAGGAGCAGGGACAAGCAGCUUCUGCACCUGCUGGGCAGGACCAGAGUGGAGAAGCUGCAGCUAAUGCAGCAGAUGACUCUUCCAAGCAAGAGGCCUCAGGAGAUGCUGCUUCAAAGAAGGAGGAUGAAGAUGCCCAACCAGUUAAAAAAACCUACACCUGGAAUACAAAGGAAGAAGCAAAGCAAGCAUUUAAAGAGCUGUUAAAAGAAAAGCGAGUACCGUCCAAUGCUUCUUGGGAGCAAGCUAUGAAAAUGAUCAUUAAUGAUCCUAGAUACAGUGCUUUGGCAAAAUUAAGUGAAAAAAAGCAAGCCUUUAAUGCUUACAAAGUUCAAACAGAGAAAGAAGAGAAAGAAGAAGCAAGAUCCAAAUACAAAGAAGCUAAGGAAUCCUUCCAGCGUUUCCUUGAAAACCAUGAGAAGAUGACAUCCACUACAAGAUACAAAAAAGCUGAACAAAUGUUUGGGGAGAUGGAAGUCUGGAAUGCAAUCUCUGAGCGUGACCGUCUUGAAAUUUAUGAAGAUGUCUUGUUUUUCCUGUCUAAGAAAGAAAAGGAACAAGCCAAACAGUUAAGGAAGAGGAACUGGGAAGCUCUGAAGAACAUACUAGAUAAUAUGGCUAAUGUCACUUACUGUACUACUUGGUCAGAGGCUCAGCAGUAUCUGAUGGACAAUCCUACAUUUGCAGAAGAUGAGGAACUUCAGAACAUGGAUAAGGAGGAUGCGCUGAUCUGUUUCGAGGAACAUAUCAGGGCACUGGAAAAAGAGGAGGAAGAAGAAAAACAGAAGAGUUUGCUUAGAGAAAGGAGGCGGCAGCGCAAGAACAGAGAAUCCUUCCAGCUAUUUUUAGAUGAGCUGCACGAGCAUGGCCAACUACAUUCCAUGUCCUCUUGGAUGGAGUUGUACCCAACCAUCAGCUCUGACAUCAGAUUCACCAACAUGCUUGGUCAACCUGGAUCAACAGCACUUGAUCUUUUCAAGUUCUAUGUUGAAGACUUGAAGGCACGUUACCAUGAUGAAAAGAAGAUAAUAAAGGAUAUCUUAAAGGAUAAAGGGUUUGUGGUGGAAGUCAAUACAUCUUUUGAAGAUUUUGUUACGGUCAUCAGUUCAACUAAAAGAGCUACUACUUUAGAUGCAGGAAAUAUCAAGCUGGCUUUCAACAGUCUGCUAGAAAAGGCAGAAGCCCGUGAGAGAGAGAGAGAAAAAGAAGAAGCUCGCAAGAUGAAGAGGAAGGAGUCUGCCUUCAAGAGCAUGUUGAAACAAGCUACUCCUCCCAUUGAGCUGGAUGCUGUCUGGGAAGAUAUCAGAGAUAGAUUUGUGAAGGAACCAGCAUUUGAAGACAUCACUCUGGAGUCUGAAAGAAAAAGAAUAUUUAAAGAUUUCAUGCAUGUACUAGAGCACGAGUGUCAGCAUCAUCACUCCAAGAACAAGAAACAUUCUAAGAAGUCCAAAAAGCAUCACAGGAAGCGAUCGCGUUCCCGCUCGGGCUCAGAGUCUGAGGACGACGACAGCCAUUCCAAGAAGAAAAGGCAACGUUCAGAAUCCAGAUCGGCCUCGGAGCGUUCUUCCAGCGCAGAAUCCGAGAGAAGUUACAAGAAGUCGAAAAAACACAAGAAAAAGAGCAAGAAGAGAAGACAUAAGUCUGAUUCACCAGAGUCAGAUGUUGAGCGAGAAAAAGACAAAAAAGAAAGAGAGAGAGAUGGUGAGAAGGACAGAGCAAGACAGAGAUCUGAAUCAAAGCAUAAAUCUCCUACUAAAAAGCGGCCUGGAAAAGAUUCUGGGGACUGGGACACCUCUGGCAGUGAGCUGAGCGAGGGGGAGUUGGAAAAGCAGAGGAGGACUCUUUUGGAACAACUGGAUGAAGAUCAAUGAGAACAUUAUUUAUACCAAAUAUGUUUACAUUGUGGCAUAAUAAAAGAAACCAAUGUCU
Chaetura pelagica (chimney swift) is the source of this 2155-nucleotide messenger RNA. It is a transcript of the gene PRPF40A, whose product is annotated as PRP40 pre-mRNA processing factor 40 homolog A (S. cerevisiae). The transcript has 18 exons. Lineage: Eukaryota; Metazoa; Chordata; Aves; Apodiformes; Apodidae. Gene Ontology annotation, biological process: mRNA cis splicing, via spliceosome. Gene Ontology annotation, molecular function: RNA binding. Gene Ontology annotation, cellular component: U2-type prespliceosome; U1 snRNP. The record is from RefSeq and is a predicted model, not a curated record. Bases 1 to 2097 code for a protein of 698 amino acids.